This is a messenger RNA of Chrysemys picta bellii (western painted turtle), 4567 nucleotides long. The record is from RefSeq and is a predicted model, not a curated record. NCBI's taxonomy places the organism in Eukaryota, Metazoa, Chordata, Testudines, Emydidae.
AUGCGCCGCGCCUUGCUCCUUCUCCGCCUGCUGGGCGGCUUCGCUGCGCUGUUGGCUGCUGCCGCCCGGGAUGCAGUUGGCUGUGGAGUCCCAACGAGGUUAAGCUUUGCUGAGCUGAGGAAUGAGUAUAAAAAUCAGAAUUACUUUUCCGUUGGGAAUACUGCAAAAUACACUUGUCGGCCUGGAUAUGGAAGAGACCCACAGCUACAACCCACUAUUACAUGCCUUGAAAACGGAAGGUGGUCAGAAGCACUCGAGUUCUGUAAAAAGAAAUCAUGUGGUCAUCCCAGAGAGCCGGAGAAUGGCAGAGUUAUUGUAACAGAUGUCCUGUUUGGGUCAACCGUCAACUUCACCUGUGAAGAAGGGCACCGGUUGAUUGGACAGCCUUACAGACGAUGUGAGAUUUCUGGCCCGCGUGUUGCAUGGACUGGUGAAGUUCCCAUUUGUGAGCGUAUUCCGUGUCUUCCGCCUCCUGACAUCCCCAAUGGAAGGCACACUGGGGUGAUAAUGGAUGACUUCUCUUAUGGGUCAUCUGUAACCUACAAAUGUGACAGUGGUUUCCCGCUCACUGGAGAGGCCUCUAUUCACUCGUUGCCGUGUCCCCCACCUCCGGUCAUUGUCAGAGGGGAGCACAAUGCCAAGCCAUUGGCAGCUUUCCCCAGUGGAACAUAUGUAAACUACAGCUGUGAACCCGGCUACGCCCUCCGGGGAGAGGCUACAAUCUAUUGUACCACAUCUGGAACUUGGAGCCACCCUUCUCCUCUAUGUGAAGAGGGCUGUGGUGUCCCAACGAGGUUAAGUUUUGCUGAGCUGAAGAGCGAGUAUAAAAAUCAGUCUUCCUUUCCUGUUGGGAAGACUAUAAACUAUACUUGCCGGCCUGGAUACAGUAGAUACCCGCGGAUGCAAUCCACUAUUACAUGCCUUGAAAAUCGAAAGUGGUCAGAAGCAUUUGAGUUCUGUAAAAUGAAAUCGUGUGGUCAUCCCGGAGAGCCGGAGAACGGCAGAGUUAUUAUAACAGAUCUCCUCUUUGGGUCAACCGUCAACUUCACGUGUGAAGAAGGGCACCGGUUGAUUGGACAGCCUUACAGACGGUGUGAGAUUUCUGGCCUGCGUGUUGCAUGGAGUGGUGAAGUUCCCAUUUGUGAGCCGACAUGCAUGAUCCCAGAAGUGGAGAAUGGAAGAACCAAUGGGGUACAGCCUGCCUAUGGACCCAGAGACAUAGUUGUGUUCGAAUGUGACCAUGGUUUCACCUUAAGGGGCAGCCCCGAGACUCAGUGCCAAGAUGAUGGUAGAUGGGAUCCUCCUGUCCCUGUCUGUGAAAGAAUGCUGCAAUGUCCCUCUCCUCCAGCCAUUGCCAAUGGGAAGCCCAGCAUCAGGGCGUUGGCAGUGUUCACCACUGGAACAUCUGUAAAUUACAGCUGUGAGCCUGGCUACUCCCUAACUGGGCAGGCAUCUAUUGAUUGUACGGCAUCUGGAACAUGGAGCCCUCCUCCCCCUCGGUGUGAAGUGGUGGAGAAUGAUCCAGCUAUGUGGCACCGGUUGAUUGGACGGCCUUACAGACGAUGUGAGAUUUCUGGCACGCGUGUUGCAUGGAGCGGUGAUAUUCCCAUUUGUGAGCGUAUUCCGUGUCUUCCGCCUCCAGACAUCCCCAAUGGAAAACGCACUGGCAAGUUCGUGAAAAACUUCUCUUAUGGGUCAGCUGUAACCUACAAAUGUGACAGUGGUUUCCCACUCAUUGGAGAGGCCUCUAUUCACUGCACAACUGAGGACGGGCUAAACGGAGUGUGGAGUGCGCAUCCCCCUCGGUGUGGAGAGGUUAGAUGCCCAGCCCCACAAAUCCAGAAUGGAAGAAGAGUAUCUGGUGACAGACAUGUCUAUUCGUAUAAAGACAGUGUUACCUUUGAGUGCGAUCCCGGCUACACCAUGAAGGGUCACAGUCUGAGUCAGUGCCAAACUGAUGACACGUGGGAUCCACCUUUGCCCGUCUGUGAGCCAGUGCCGCAGUGUCCCUCUCCUCCAGCCAUCGCCAAUGGGAAGCCCAGCAUCCAGGCCUCAGUAGUGUUCACCACUGGAACGUCUGUAAAUUACAGCUGUGAGCCCGGCUACGCCCUAACUGGGCAGGCAUCUAUUUAUUGUACGGCAUCCGGAAUAUGGAGCCCUCCCCCUCCUCGGUGUAAAGAGGUUCUCUGCAUCGCCCCAGAAAUUGAGAAUGGAAGAAAAGUAGCUGGACGUGGACCUGUCUAUAGACCCAGGGACAUAGUUAGGUUUGAAUGUGAUCCUGGCUACACCCUGAAUGGCAGCCAUCAGAUUCAGUGCCAAGAUGAAGGAACCUGGGAUCUUCCUGUUCCAGUCUGCAUACAGGUGACGUGCGUGAGCCCAGAAGUGGAGAAUGGAAGAACAAAUGGGGUACAGCCUGCCUACAGACCCAGAGACAUUGUUGUGUUUGAAUGCGACCCUGGUUACACCUUGAGCGGCAGCCACGAGACUCAGUGCCAAGAUGAUGGUAGAUGGGAUCCUCCUGUCCCUGUCUGUGAAAGAAAGGUUCUCUGCAUCGCCCCAGAAAUACAGAAUGGAAGAAAAGUAGCUGGACGUGGACCUGUCUAUAGACCCAGGGACACAGUUAGGUUUGAAUGUGAUCCUGGCUACACCCUGAAUGGCAGCCAUCAGAUUCAGUGCCAAGAUGAAGGAACCUGGGAUCCUCCGGUUCCAGUCUGCACACAGGUGACGUGCGUGAGCCCAGAAGUGGAGAAUGGAAGAACAAAUGGGAUACAGCCUGCCUACAGACCCAGAGACAUUGUUGUGUUUGAAUGUGACCCUGGUUACACCUUGAGCGGCAGCCCCGAGACUCAGUGCCAAGAUGAUGGUAGAUGGGAUCCUCCUGUCCCUGUCUGUGAAAGAAUGCUGCAGUGUCCCUCUCCUCCAGCCAUCGCCAACGGGAAGCCCAGCGUCCAGGUCUCGGCAGUGUUCACCAGUGGAAUGUCUGUAAAUUACAGCUGUGAGCCCGGCUACGCCCUAACUGGGCAGGCAUCUAUUUAUUGUACGGCAUCCGGAACGUGGAGCCCUCCCCCUCCUCAGUGUGAAGUGACGUGCAUGAGCCCAGAAGUGGAGAAUGGCAGAACAAAUGGGGUACUACAGCCUGCCUACAGACCCAGAGACAUUGUUGUGUUUGAAUGCGACCCUGGUUACACCUUGAGCGGCAGCUCCGAGACUCAGUGCCAAAAUGAUGUGUUGCAGUGUCCCUCUCCUCCAGCCAUUGCCAACGGGAAGCCCAGCGGCUGGGACUUGGCAGUGUUCACCACUGGAAUGUCUGUAAAUUACAGCUGUGAGCCCGGCUACUCCCUAACUGGGCAGGCAUCUAUUUAUUGUAUGGCAUCCGGAAUGUGGAGCCCUCCCCCUCCUAGGUGUGAAGAGGUUCUCUGCAUCACCCCAGAAAUCCAGCAUGGAAGAAAAGUAGCUGGACGUGGACCUGUCUAUAGACCCAGGGACACAGUUAGGUUUGAAUGUGAUCCUGGCUACACCCUGAAUGGCAGCCGUCAGAUUCAGUGCCGAGAUGAUAGAACCUGGGAUCUUCCUGUUCCAACCUGCAUACAGGCGUUGCCGUGUCCCCCACCUCCGGUCGUUGUCAAAGGGAAACACAAUGCCAAGCCAUUGGCAACUUUCAACAGUGGAACAUAUGUGAGCUACAGCUGUGAACCCGGCUACACCCUCCGGGGAGAGGCUACGAUCUAUUGUACCACAUCUGGAACUUGGAGCCACCCUUCUCCUCUAUGUGAAGAGGGCUGUGGUGUCCCAACGAGGUUAAGCUUUGCUGAGCUGAAGAGCGAGUAUAAAAAUCAGUCUUACUUUCCUGUUGGGAAGACUAUCAACUAUACUUGCCGGCCUGGAUACAGCAGACAGCCGCAGAUACCACCCACUAUUACAUGCCUUCAGAAUCGAAGGUGGUCAGAAGCACUCAAGUUCUGUAAAAAGAAAUUGUGUGGUCAUCCCGGAGAGCCGGAGAACGGCAGAGUUAUUAUAUCAGAUCUCCUCUUUGGGUCAACCAUCAACUUCACGUGUGAAGAAGGACACCGGUUGAUUGGACAGCCUUACAGACGAUGUGAGAUUUCUGGCAUGCGUGUUGCAUGGAGUGGUGAAGUUCCCAUUUGUGAGAAGGUUAGUUGCCCAGCCCCACAAAUCCAGAAUGGAAGAAGAGUAUCUGGUGACAGACAUGUCUAUUCAUAUAAAGACAGUGUUACCUUUGAGUGUGAUCCUGGCUACACCAUGAAGGGUCACAGUCUGAGUCAGUGCCAAACUGAUGACACGUGGGAUCCACCUUUGCCCGUCUGUGAACCAGUGCUGCAGUGUUCCUCUCCUCCAGCCAUCACCAAUGGGAAUCCCAGCGUCCAGGCCUCGGCAGUGUUCACCACUGGAAUGUCUGUAAAUUACAGCUCGUUGCGGUGUCCCCCACCUCCGGUCAUUGUCAAAGGGAAGCACAAUGCCAAGCCAUUGGCAACUUUCCCCAGUGGAACAUACGUGAACUACAGCUGUGAACCCGGCUACGCCCUCCGUGGAGAGGCUUCGAUCUAUU